This is a messenger RNA of Jatropha curcas, 2318 nucleotides long. Its product is annotated as ABC transporter G family member 9. NCBI's taxonomy places the organism in Eukaryota, Viridiplantae, Streptophyta, Magnoliopsida, Malpighiales, Euphorbiaceae. The record is from RefSeq and is a predicted model, not a curated record. Gene Ontology annotation, biological process: transmembrane transport. Gene Ontology annotation, cellular component: plasma membrane. Gene Ontology annotation, molecular function: ATP binding; ATP hydrolysis activity; ABC-type transporter activity.
UUCGACACAUUACCUCGCAAAAGCCCAUCUGACUCGCAUGAACCCUUUCUAAAAUUCUUCCCUCUCUUUUGUUUUUCUUGCUCACACAUCCAAUACACUCUACCCACAAAAAGCAAACAAUCAGUGCACAUACCCAAAAAAAAAGGAAUACAUAUCAGUCAAAAAUUAAUAAAGCAGAAAGAAAUGGAGGACAUAGAAGCACAAACGACUACGAAUGAACAGCCCGAAGAUUUCGUUUCCAUCUUCGAGAAAACCAAUCGCCCUCUUACUUUGAAGUUUGAAGAUGUGAUCUACAAAGUUGUAUCCAAUAAAAGAGGUACAUUAUGUCAAAAGGGUUUAAAACAAGAAGAAAAGAUGAUAUUAAAGGGAGUUACAGGCACUGUUCUACCUGGAGAAAUGCUAGCCAUGUUAGGGCCUUCAGGAAGUGGGAAAACAACACUAUUGACUGCAUUAGGAGGCAAACUUGGUGGUCAACUUGGGGGAGUUAUAACUUACAAUGGCAAACCCUUUUCUAAUGCUGUGAAGAGAAAUACUGGUUUUGUUACUCAAGAUGAUGUUCUUUAUCCUCACUUGACUGUGACAGAAACCCUAGUUUUCACCGCUCUUCUCAGAUUACCUAAUAGUUUAACAAAAGAAGAGAAAGUUAUGCAUGCAGAGGCUGUUAUUACUCAAUUAGGUUUAGUUAGGUGCAAAAAUUGUAUAGUCGGAGAUACAUUUUUGAGAGGAGUUUCAGGUGGUGAGAGAAAAAGGGUUAGUAUAGGUCAAGAAAUGCUAAUAAAUCCCAGUUUGCUUUUCUUGGAUGAACCAACUUCUGGUCUCGAUUCCACAACUGCUCAAAGAAUUGUGUCUACUGUUUGGGAACUAGCAAGAGGAGGAAGAACAAUUGUUAUGACUAUACAUCAGCCAUCAAGUAGGCUUUUUUAUAUGUUUGAUAAGGUUUUAUUGUUAUCAGAAGGGAAUCCGCUUUACUUUGGCAAAGGAUUAGAAGUUAUGGAUUACUUUUCUAGUAUUGGCUAUACUCCUUCAUUUGCCAUGAAUCCUUCAGAUUUUCUUUUGGAUCUUGCAAAUGGCGUAUCACCUUCUAGUGAUUCAUGCGAGAACCAAGCUGAAGUCAAGCAGACUCUAUUUUCGGCCUAUAAGAACAAUCUUGCUAACAAGUUGAAGGCAGAGGUUGAAGCCAUUGAUAAUAAUCAACUUCAGGAUGGAUUAAAUGAUAAGAAAUUCACAGAAUGGGCCACAACUUGGGUGCAACAGUUUACGAUAUUAUUUAGAAGAGGAAUAAAAGAAAGGAAGCACGAGUCCUUCUCUGGUCUCAAGAUUGGACAGAUCCUAGUAGUAGCUUUCCUUUCAGGUUUACUAUGGUGGAAUUGUUCCCAGUUGCAAGAUCAGAUUGGGCUGCUUUUCUUUUACUCGGGUUUCUGGGGUUUCUUCCCAUUAUUUGAAGCAAUUUUCACGUUCCCUCAAGAACGAAGAAUGCUCGCGAAAGAACGAUCUUCAGGCACAUAUAGACUAUCCUCAUAUUUCAUGUCAAGACUGGUUAGUGAUCUUCCAAUGGAGUUAGUCCUUCCAACUGUAUUUAUUACCAUAACUUAUUGGAUGGCAGGGCUUAAACCCACACCACAGAAUUUCUUCUAUACCUUAUUUGUUCUUCUCUAUAGUGUUUUAGUAUCACAAGGCCUAGGCCUUGCUCUUGGUGCAGCAGUAAUGGAUCAAAAAAAAGCUACCACAUUAGGAUCAGUAAUUAUGCUAUCAUUUUUAUUAGCCGGUGGGUAUUAUGUACAACAUGUCCCUUCUUUCAUUGCAUGGAUUAAGUACUUAUCUAUCAGCCAAUACACAUAUAAGCUAUUGGUGGGUUCUCAAUAUAAGGCUAAUGAGACAUACCCAUGUGGUGAAAGUGUUUGUUUAGUUGGGGAUUUUCCUUUAGUGAAGACAGUAGGUCUUGAUGGGCAAAUUGUAUCUGCUGUUGCUUUAGGUAUUAUGCUUUUGGGUUAUAGGCUUAUUGCUUAUCUUGCUCUUAUGAGGGUUGGAGUAGUUAAAAAGCAGAGUUGAAAUCAGUUUUUAGGUCUCUCUAUCUCUACAAUUGAUGCUCAUAAGAUGAAAGAUUGAGCUUGUUAUAGAAUAGGGUCCCCAAGAAUUAUCAAGAUGCAAACAUUGUACUAACAAAUCACAGGAACAGUUUUUGCUCUUUUUUAUUUUGUAUCAAUGUAAUCAGUUUUUGCUUGUGUUUUUAAUGGGCUGUAUCCUGUGCCAAUUUGACACAUCUAGGCCCAAAUAAGUAGUUCAUUUAGGGCCCAAAAUUUUAUAGACAUGUCUCUGAG